Molecule: messenger RNA, 1080 nt
Organism: Penicillium cosmopolitanum
Lineage: Eukaryota; Fungi; Ascomycota; Eurotiomycetes; Eurotiales; Aspergillaceae
Product: inositol monophosphatase family protein
Exons: 1
Coding region: 1-1080 (359 amino acids)
Biological process (GO): sulfate assimilation
Molecular function (GO): 3'(2'),5'-bisphosphate nucleotidase activity
Source: RefSeq, a predicted model, not a curated record
AUGAAAUAUCCCUACGCUCGCGAGCAGCAUUAUGCUGAGCUAGCCGUCUUACGAGCCUCGAUCCUCACAAAGCGCGUUCAAUCUACUGUCAGCGAGAUCUCCAAAUACGACGACUCGCCAGUUACUAUUGCCGACUUUGGAGCGCAGGCCCUUCUCAUCAAGGUUCUUCAUGAUGCCUUCCCAAAUGAUAAAUUCUUGGGAGAGGAAGACUCGGCUGUUUUGAGAGCUGACGUUGCUCUCAGGGACAAGGUUUACGAUCUUGUGUCAUCCACUAUAGGAGUGAGUGAUUCGCAGACCUAUGGUGCUUUGUUGCCUAAGCCAACUUCUGUGGAGGAAAUGUUGGAUUUAAUUGACCUUGGCGGGCGUGGAACUGGGGGCGAUAAGGGUCGUUUCUGGGUUAUGGACCCCGUCGACGGCACUGCCGCAUUCUUGAAAGGUCACCAAUACGCAGUUUCUCUGGCUCUUAUUGAGGACGGGCGAGAAGUGGUUGGUGUUCUAGGGUGCCCAAACGUUGGGGCCAAAAUGACCCGACUUUCUGAGGAAAAUGUCGAGAAAAAUGGUCUUGGUAUCAUGCUCACUGCUGUUCGAGGUCAAGGCUCGUCUAUUCGGAAUAUGACUUUGUAUGGGCUUGAAAACGCCAUUUCUCUACAGAGACUUGCGCCUUUAAGCUCUAAAAAGCUACAUAUCAUCGACUGCGCCGCUGCCUCAGACUGCCGCCACGAUGUUAUCGCUCGCCUCGCUGAUGCUUUCGGCGCGAUAUUCCCAAAUACAGAGAUUUGGUCAUCCCAUAUUCGAUACGCGGCGCUCAUCGUCGGUGGCGGUGAUGUUCAACUUUUAGUGCCAGCUAGCCCAACAUGCAAGAUGCAUACAUGGGAUCAUGCAGGCGCGCAGUUGAUUUUCACCGAGCUAGGAGGAAAGGUAACAGAUCUGGAUGGAAAAAUUAUAGACUUUGGCGCCGGGAGAGAUCUCAACCGGAAUAGGGGGCUAGUUGCAGCGAGGGGAAAGAUCCAUAAAUCUGUGCUUGACACGAUGAGGAAUAUACUGGAAGACAGUGGAAAAGGAAAGAGCCAAUUGGAUUAA